AUAUACUUUUUCGGGUCUCACAGCUAAACCGACGUCAAUUUAUUUGAUGAUGAGACGGGGGAACCCCAAACAUAGGAAUCUCCGAUCUCAUAGACGAGGAGGCCAACCGCCAAGCACCUACCUUUCUGCUCAACGGAGCAGACCUCACACACUUUCUUCUUUCCCUCUCUCUUCCAUCGUUCAGUUCGCCCGCCUCUCUCUCUCUCUCUCUCUCUCUCUCUCUCUCUCUCUGUGAAAAUGGCUGCUAUUUCCCGCUCCCUGUCGUCUUCUCCGAUGACUUCUCAAUUACCUGUAUCUCACCGGAGUACGAACACCCCCAUCUUCUUAACCUCUUCGCAUUCUUCGCUUGCCUCACAAAUUUCUUUCCCUCUCUCUAGAUCUCGUUUUCCAUCCCUCAAGUCGAACGCCCGACCCGUAUUCCUCGCACACUCUUCUCUAAAUGCGGCAGACAACGCAGACUUAGAAGUCCCCAUCGAAAAGAAGUACCCGGCAUUUCCUACCGUGAUGGAUAUUAAUCAGAUACGCGACAUUCUGCCUCACCGGUUUCCUUUUCUUCUGGUGGAUAGAGUUAUCGAAUACAAUCCUGGGGUUUCGGUAGUUGCCAUUAAGAAUGUUACUAUAAAUGAUAACUUCUUUCCUGGGCAUUUUCCUGAGAGACCCAUCAUGCCUGGUGUUCUCAUGGUUGAGGCAAUGGCCCAGGUGGGGGGCUUGGUAAUGCUGCAACCAGAAGUGGGAGGAUCUCGUGAGAACUUCUUCUUUGCAGGGGUUGACAAAGUGAGGUUCAGGAAGCCAGUGAUUGCGGGAGACACUUUGGUUAUGAGAAUGACGCUGGUUAAGCUGCAGAAACGGUUUGGAAUUGCAAAGAUGGAAGGCAAGGCAUAUGUUGGUGGGGACAUGGUUUGCGAGGGUGAGUUUUUGAUGGCUACUGGGACCGAAUGAUGGGCUUGUCUUGGCUUGGGUAUGUUAUUUUUGCUUCCAAGUUUCUUCCCCUGAAAUUUUAGUUCACGUUGUGUUUCUUUUUGCCCUCACCAUCCUUUCCUGUAAUAAACCUCUUGCCUCCUAAAAUUUUGACAAAUUGUGUGCCACACAUUUGUGUGGAACUUGUUGCAUUAAAGUCUAAUCUCGCUGAAAUGGGAUGACAUGGGCUGUCUGAUCUGAAAUCUGAACGAUGGUUUUUCAUCUGUUAAA
Molecule: messenger RNA, 1188 nt
Organism: Malania oleifera
Lineage: Eukaryota; Viridiplantae; Streptophyta; Magnoliopsida; Santalales; Ximeniaceae
Exons: 4
Coding region: 238-939 (233 amino acids)
Biological process (GO): fatty acid biosynthetic process
Molecular function (GO): hydro-lyase activity
Source: RefSeq, a predicted model, not a curated record